This is a messenger RNA of Owenia fusiformis, 2793 nucleotides long. NCBI's taxonomy places the organism in Eukaryota, Metazoa, Annelida, Polychaeta, Sabellida, Oweniidae. The record is from the annotation of a GenBank genome assembly.
AUGGCAAAUAAAACGAGUCCAGAAGAAGUUGAUACACAACACGACAAAGACCAUCCAACCUUUAAACAGCUCAUAAUUGAUUUCGCAGACAAUUCAACUCUCCACGGCCUGCCACGAUCUUUGAGAAAUAGCGUGCGUGUGUUUCGGAGGUUGAUCUGGCUAGGGAUCUUUGCCGGCUGUUUUGGCUAUUUCAUUUUCCAAGUUAUAGAACUUAUCAAGGACUACAACAAAUGGCCUAUACUUAUCAAAAGUGAAAUUAGAUUACGGACAUUCAUGGACGUCCCUGCCGUGACAAUAUGCAACGUAAACAUGCUGCGUAAAAGUAAAAUAGAAGGCACCACGUUUGACAGCCUGGUAGAUCUUGACAGAAAGAACUUUGCUAAUGGAAACACGCGAUCAACAACAGUACACAAGAAGGCAACGCCAAAGCCAAGGAAUAAAAGAGAUGGGAAGGUGGAGGAAACAUGGGAACGAUCGCGACCCCCUUUGAAUUCUAAUACAGACGUUAAAGCAGGCAGGGUUAACAUUAGACAAAUUCUACGUGGAUACAGACCCCAAGUCGGUAUCGGUUCAAAAGAAAAUGGUGUAAGCCAUUCCGUAAACACCUUGCGCGACGUUAAACCUGACGAUCCGGGUCCUUAUAAUGAAAAUGGACUACAAGGAGAAGGUAUUGGCGAAAAUAAUUAUGAAACAUUUGAUAACAGACCCAUUGAGGCUUAUAAUGCAGUGAACGACGAAUCUCCAUCACGUGAUGAUGGUUUACUCCGUCAACAUGACACUGCUGAUGAUGUAGCAAACGACAAAAUAAGGAUAAAACGAACUCUUGAUACAAAGCCAUCUGCCCCUGGGGCAACUGCAACUGAUCCAACAACAAUGUUUGAUCAAACAACAACAACAAUAUCUGGCCAAAUACCAACCAAAUCGGACCCAGUAACAACUAUAUCUGAUCAAACAACAACAAUAUCUGGCCAAAUACCAACCAAAUCGGACCCAGUAACAACUAUAUCUGAUCAAACAACAACAAUAUCUGGCCAAACACCAACCAAAUCGGACCCAGUAACAACUAUAUCUGAUCAAACAACAACAAUAUCUGGCCAAACACCAACCAAAUCGGACCCAGUAACAACUAUAUCUGAUCAAACAACAACUAUAUCUGGCCAAAUACCAACCAAAUUGGACCAAACAACAACUAUUUUUGAUCAAACAGCAACCCCUGGCCAAAUAGCUACCAAUUCUGACCAAACAACUACAGUAACAUCUGUCCCCAUUUGCACUUGUACAAUCCCAGUUGCCGCAACUAGCGCCCACACGCAGACUAGCCCACCUGGUUCAACAACAGUCUCUAAUGACACCUUCGUAGAAUCUGAUACAACCUCCUCUUACACUGGGAAUAACGGCUGGAGUAAUAACUCCUCUCUAGGCCAAGGCCAUGAUCCAAACACGUACGACAGAUACGGGCCUAGAAUGGACACGGGCUAUACCGCACCUUUUACGUUCAAGGAAUCACCAUUCUUGAAGAUUAAAAACCGAAAUAACUUCGGACAGAUACUCAAUUCCUCGACCGCCGAGGAUCUGAGUGAUAUAUUUGGGCUAGCGACUCCAACUGUUCAGCAACUUGAUAUGUAUGGUCACAGAAUAUCAGACUUGGCUGCGCUUUGUACUUUCGAUAUGGAGAAUUGUAAAAGGACCAGUGGCCAUUGGCUAGAGACUUACAACAAGUAUUAUGGCAAGUGCUACACAUGGAACAGUGCGAUUAACAAACCGGAAGGAGAAAGACCCCUUGUAACAACUAAUUUUGGAUCACGCUAUGGUCUUAGACUGACGCUCAACGUUGAACCAGACGAGUACACUGGGCUUCUCUCACCUACAUACGGAGUCAGGGUGUCAGUGCAUGAUAACUCCGUCGUUUCGUACCCAGAAAGCGACGGCUUAACUGUAUCUGUUGGCAACGAAAUGGUUUUUCGAUUACGCAAGAAGAAAUACGAACGUCAACCUAAUCCAUACCCCUCGAAUUGUAUGGAUGGAUGGAUGCGCCCAAGUAAAAACAGAAACCGAGGGGAGUAUACCGUGCUUGGUUGUAUGAUGGAGUGUCUGCAGCAACGGUUGUUUGAAAUAUGUGGAUGCUUUGAUAGAAUAGUUGAUGAAGGUGAACAUAGGUGCAACUACUUUAAUAGAACUGAAGAGUUCUGUCGCCAGAAAGUUUACCAUGCUUAUAACACAGGGAGACUUGGCUGCCGAUGUCCAGCAAAAUGCAGGGAAAGUACGUAUGAAGUCUCGACGUCUGUCUCAGCUUGGCCAAGCAAACAUCAUGAUCACUUUAUAAGGGAACGACUUAAUAAAAUAAAUAAUAUAUCGCUGCAUGAUAUCAAAAACACCACAGUAAGAGUUCAUGUUUACUUUGAAGAUUUCAACGAGGAAACAGUGAUCGAAGUGCCAGUGUAUACGGUGAGUGGCAUACUGAGCAACAUUGGCGGUACAAUGGGAAUGUUUAUCGGGCUCUCCUUAUGUACAAUUGGAGAGCUUCUGGAACUGAUGCUGGACGUUGCUAUACUACUAUAUAAGAAGCUAUCCACAAGAUUUAACAUACGGAGAGUGGGCACUGCAGUGACUUAAGUUUCGUAUAUUAUUUGUACUAUUUUACAACAUUUUAAAGCAAAUAAAUACCCGAAUCUAAAAAAAUGUUUAUUUGUGGUUUAUCAAUACCAACUCUUGCCAUGUUUUGCCAAUAUUCAAGCUUAAUUUUGCAUAUCUGUUUCUAUAUAGCAGAAUUACAAUGUCCAAUAUCAGUUCCAG